UCCAGAGGAGGAUCUCAUCCCCGCCCGAGCUUCUUCUGCCACCUCGACACCACACGACCCCGCUGCCAUCAGAGACACUGAUGAGCCGCCGCCGUCUCCCAAGUCGCCUGCCGACCUCCGCCUCCUCUCCUUAUUCUCCCAUCUCUCUUCUCUCGUAUCUGACCUUUCUCCCCGGUGCAGCUUCCACCUCCCUGCAGAUCCACACUUUGUCGGGCGGAGGGAGCGGGGCAGAGCCUCCAGCAUCGCUGGGAGCAAUGGCCCAUGCCCGGCGGCACUGAGGUGGCACAUCACAAUAUGAAGCACCGCUCCCGAUCCAUAGGAGACUUGGGUCAAAGGCAAGCCCACGGAAGUCAGCUCCAAUCCAGUCUUCUAAGCAGGGGUGUGGGAACUGAUGCCUGCUCAAGGUGCUAUCAGUUUUUUUUCUCUGACCAUGAAAAAGGGGAUUUGAAAAUAAAGCUUCCAUGGCAUGCAGAAACAGAGCAUGUGGUUGGAUCAACAAUAGAACAAACUACGGGGAUCAGGGAGGAGAGCAGCAGCCUACUGCUUCUUGGUUACUGCUCCCUCUGUUGAUCAGGGAGUACUACACAUCUAUACAGAGAACACAAAGAACAGAAGGCUGAUGCAGUGAUGCUUGCUGCUUUCAAGGGGAUACAUACCUCUGUUGUGGCAGCAACCCUCUGCUUCUGCUGCCCGUUGCCGCUGCUGCCUCCCGCUUCUGCCCUCUGCUGCUGCUGCC
This is a messenger RNA of Triticum aestivum (bread wheat), 736 nucleotides long. RefSeq lists its product as uncharacterized. The record is from RefSeq and is a predicted model, not a curated record. The transcript has 4 exons. The coding region runs from base 262 to 570 and encodes 102 amino acids. Lineage: Eukaryota; Viridiplantae; Streptophyta; Magnoliopsida; Poales; Poaceae.